CACACACACACACACACACACACACAGCGGCUCUGCUAAGCUACACUUGCACGCCCGUUCGCUUGCCAUGUGGAACCUGAAGUAAAACGGGAAUACCUCCUUUAAAAUCUCAAGCUAGCUGUGUGCGGUGUUGUUAGUCGCCAUGUCAUUUUGUUUUAACUUCGACGUCCCAGCACAAACAAUAAACCCGGACGACGUGGAUGGAAAUGGACUGCAAAACGGAAAGAAAGACAGUGCUGCUACAACUACGCAGGACAAUACCAAACCAGCACAGCCAGUAAAGGAGGCCAAAGAGCACCUUCCACCAACUGACUCACAGUUCCUCCUUAUGGAUGCUGUCUCUGAAACGGUAACCAUUGGAAAUCUUCCUCCGCUCCACUUCCUCAAUGAAACUGUUUUUGAGAAGACAGCCUCCGAAAGAGAGGACAGUGAGAAAAUUCUCUCUCGCACUGUGGAGAAAAGGUCUGAUCUCAUCCCUGGCAUGUACGAGGGAGGGCUGAAGGUGUGGGAGUGCACUUACGACCUUCUGGAACUCAUUGAGAAAGACGGAGAGACCUUUGGGGGGAAGGCAGUUUUAGAUUUGGGCUGUGGUGCAGGGCUGUUGGGGAUAUUGGCUCUGAGGAGCGGAGCCAGGCACGUCCACUUCCAAGAUUAUAACAGUACAGUUAUUGAACAGCUCACAGUGCCAAAUGUAAUACUAAACUGCCAAGAGGAUGAUGACAUAGAGAGUGAGGAUGACAAAGAAGGGAGGGACAAAGAGAAACAAGAGCUAAAAGACAGCAGCCCACCUCCAAAGAAAAGAGCUGCAGACCUAUCCCAGCUCCCAUUACUAGCUAAGUGUCGUUUUUUCUCUGGUGACUGGAGCACAUUUCUUGCUUUGGUUCUAAAGACGGGCCCACAACCCAAAUAUGAUAUCAUAUUAACCUCAGAGACUAUCUACUACACGGGUUACUAUCCUGCCCUCCAUGAUACCCUCCACAAACUUCUGGCCCCAGAUGGACUGGUCUACCUUGCCACCAAAUCCCACUACUUUGGUGUAGGCGGUGGACUGCACCUGUUCGAGACUUUUGUUGAGGAGAAGGGUAUUUUCUCUGUGGAUCACCUGUGGGAUGGGGAUGAAGGACUUCAGAGACAUGUAGUAGUUCUACGUUUUAAAAGGCCAAAGAACACUUGAAUAAUGUCUGUCAGAGACUCUUGUGCUCUGUUGAAAUGUAUUGUUUGCUACACAGUUUCAUGAAAAUAAAAAUGAUCAGAAUUGUUCUUUAGUCUUCUGUAUGAAGCUUAUAUAUUGUAUGUUACAGCAAGAGUGGCAAAACAUGGAAUAGCUGUAAUAAA
Messenger RNA from Xiphias gladius (swordfish), 1335 nucleotides. RefSeq names its product methyltransferase like 18 (gene mettl18). The transcript has 2 exons. NCBI's taxonomy places the organism in Eukaryota, Metazoa, Chordata, Actinopteri, Istiophoriformes, Xiphiidae. The record is from RefSeq and is a predicted model, not a curated record. Gene Ontology annotation, molecular function: protein-L-histidine N-tele-methyltransferase activity. The coding region runs from base 143 to 1174 and encodes 343 amino acids. Gene Ontology annotation, biological process: peptidyl-histidine methylation, to form tele-methylhistidine.